Molecule: messenger RNA, 320 nt
Organism: Closterium sp. NIES-67
Lineage: Eukaryota; Viridiplantae; Streptophyta; Zygnematophyceae; Desmidiales; Closteriaceae
Source: the annotation of a GenBank genome assembly
GGAGUCUGAACCAUGUUGUACUCGUUAUUGGGUACUUCAUCACAAGAGACGAUGGCAGCCAAAACCGCAUUGCUCCUCCGUUUUGGAUCAUCCGCAACUCGUGGGGAGUGGAGUGGGGUGACAUGGGCCACAUGCGCAUCGACAUUCAGGGAGGGGAUGGCGUGUGUGGCAUCAACGUGCUGCCUGGCAUCUACCCAAUCAUCAAGAGUGAGGCAUCUAAACCUUGGGUUUAAAAUUAAUAAUAAUAAUAAUAAUAAUAAUAAUAAUAAUAAUAAUAAUAAUAAUAAUAAUAAAUAAAUAAAUAAAUAAAUAAUUGAAUA